AUGGACCGCACCACCUGGCUAGAUGGCCUGCGCGGUAUCGCCGCGGCCAUCGUCGCGACCGAUCACUACUUUAUGGGCGGGGUUUUGGACUACGCCUUUCAUUCCUUCUGGGCUGAUCCACCAGAAGAUAACAGACGACUCCUCCAGCUGCCUCCUAUUCGGCUCAUAUUUGCAGCCCAUGCCAUGGUGCCGAUGUUCCUGGUGAUUUCCGGCUAUGCCAUCUCAAUCAACUUACUUCGACUGCGAAAUAGCAGCGUCGCUGACUUUGUGCGCCGGCUGUCGUCUGCUGUGACGCGCCGAGUGUUCCGCAUUUACUUGCCUGUUUUUGUCAUCACAGCCAUCUCGCAGUUCCUUUACUUUUGUAAUCUCUACCAGUGGAGCUUUGGGGAUGAGGUCGUUUGGGGUUGGAAACCUUGGACUGCACCAUGGCUGCAUGUCACUUUUGUCUUUCGCUAUAUGCUGGACGUUAUGAAUAUUGUGAAUUUUCAGGGCAAUCCGGGCCUCAAUGGCCAAUUGUGGACGAUGCCUUUGGAAUUCCGGGGAUCGUGUGUCGUCUACCUCGCCGUCUUGGGAUUGGCGUUUUGGAGGCCACCGCUUCGAAGGUUGGCAUUAGCAGCACUGAUGGCCUAUUGGUUCUACUUUGGCUCUUGGGACAUCUUUGCAUUUUUGACCGGUCUCUAUCUCGCGGAAACGCGUCUAUCAUCCAGCGUACCCGCAGACGACAGUGAGCCGAAACUGCCUUAUUACUCGUGGACGCCGAGCAUCAAGUCCAUCGACAUUUCUGUCCUCUGGACCGCUUUCUGCUUCGUUUUCGGGAUUUAUCUGGUUUGCCUUGGUGACGACGGAGAGCUACCGCCUGGAUAUCUAUUCCUGAAGCUCGUUGAGUCCUCCCGCUGGGAGAAUGACUGGGCGGUGAUGAGCAAAAGCUGGAAAACUGUGGGCUCGGUGUUUGUCAUCUACGCGGUCAGUCAAUCGCCUCGUCUGCAAAGUCCCUUGAACUCUGCGCCCAUGCAGUAUCUGGGCCGGAUAUCAUUUUCGCUGUACUUGAUUCAUCAGUCGAUCUACCAUCUGGUGCGAGAUCCGGUCAGAAAUUUCUUGUGGUAUGUUGCUACCAGAGAGGUAUAUCCGGGGACGCAGGCAGCGAGUGAAUUCACGGUGCCCUUUGCCUUUACAUGGCUUCUGGGGUACGUAAUCAUGUCUGUAAUUAAUAUCUAUGUCGCGGACCUGUAUACUCGUUUUGUGGACGAGCGAUGUGUGCGGGGUGCGAAGAAACUUGAUAGAUGGCUGACUCGGUAG
Molecule: messenger RNA, 1296 nt
Organism: Penicillium maclennaniae
Lineage: Eukaryota; Fungi; Ascomycota; Eurotiomycetes; Eurotiales; Aspergillaceae
Product: acyltransferase family protein
Exons: 1
Coding region: 1-1296 (431 amino acids)
Biological process (GO): polysaccharide biosynthetic process
Cellular component (GO): membrane
Molecular function (GO): acyltransferase activity, transferring groups other than amino-acyl groups
Source: RefSeq, a predicted model, not a curated record